Molecule: messenger RNA, 3133 nt
Organism: Bombina bombina (fire-bellied toad)
Lineage: Eukaryota; Metazoa; Chordata; Amphibia; Anura; Bombinatoridae
Gene: CELF1
Product: CUGBP Elav-like family member 1
Exons: 14
Coding region: 171-1643 (490 amino acids)
Biological process (GO): mRNA splice site recognition; regulation of alternative mRNA splicing, via spliceosome
Cellular component (GO): nucleus; ribonucleoprotein complex; cytoplasm
Molecular function (GO): mRNA 3'-UTR binding
Source: RefSeq, a predicted model, not a curated record
GGACCCGCCCGGAAGUGCCGCCAUUUUGGAUCUUCUGCGCACAGACAGACGGCGAGAGUGGAGUGACCCGGCGAUCGCUAGUGGGAAACGGGCACAUCAGAGUAUCGGGAAUUCUGCUACAGCUCAAAGCUGUUAAUUCAUUUUGAGAAAACAGAGCAAGCUCCAAGAAGAUGAAUGGCACCCUGGACCAUCCAGACCAGCCAGACACAGAUACUAUCAAAAUGUUUGUGGGGCAGGUUCCUCGCAGCUGGUCGGAGAAAGAGCUGAGGGAACUCUUUGAGCAGUACGGUGCAGUCUAUGAAAUUAAUAUCCUAAGAGACAGAAGCCAGACUCCACCUCAAAGCAAAGGAUGUUGUUUUAUCACUUUCUAUACACGGAAAGCUGCGUUAGAUGCACAGAAUGCUUUGCACAACAUGAAAAUUCUCCCUGGGAUGCAUCAUCCAAUACAGAUGAAACCUGCUGACAGUGAAAAAAAUAAUGCUAUUGAAGACAGAAAGCUUUUUAUUGGGAUGGUCUCCAAGAAAUGUACUGAAAAUGAUAUUCGGGUUAUGUUCUCACAAUUUGGACAGAUAGAAGAAUGCAGAAUCUUGCGGGGGCCUGAUGGCACGAGCAGAGGUUGUGCAUUUAUAACUUUUACAUCCAGAUCAAUGGCACAUACAGCAAUCAAAGCCAUGCACCAAGCACAAACUAUGGAGGGGUGCUCCUCGCCAAUCGUAGUAAAGUUUGCAGAUACUCAGAAAGACAAAGAACAGAAACGAAUGGCACAGCAUCUUCAACAACAGAUGCAACAAAUCAAUGCAGCCUCCGUAUGGGGAAACCUUACAGGCCUCAACAGCCUGGCACCCCAAUAUUUAGCACUCCUUCAGCAGACCACCUCAUCCGGAAACCUCAACUCCCUAAGUGGUCUCCACCCAAUGGGAGGUGAGUACUCCACAAGGAGUCACUCAGGACUCAAUGCCAUGCAGUUGCAGAACUUGGCAGCUUUGGCAGCUGCUGCCAGCGUUGCCCAGAACACACCAAGCGCAGGGUCGGCACUCAAUACUUCCAGCAGUCCCCUCAGCAUCCUUACUAAUUCUGGUUCAUCGCCAAGCUCAAAUAGUUCAUCUGUUAACCCCAUGGCAUCUCUUGGAGCAUUGCAGACCCUGGCUGGUGCCACGGCUGGUCUUAAUGUUAAUUCUUUAGCAGGGAUGGCUGCAUUAAAUGGUGGUUUGGGUAAUAGUGGCCUUUCUAAUGGCACUGGAAGUACAAUGGAGGCGCUUUCUCAAGCUUACUCAGGCAUACAACAGUAUGCUGCAGCUGCUUUGCCUUCCCUCUACAACCAGAGUCUUUUGUCCCAGCAGGGCUUGGGGGCUGCAGGGAGUCAGAAGGAAGGUCCAGAAGGAGCAAACCUCUUUAUAUAUCAUCUGCCGCAGGAGUUUGGUGACCAAGAUGUUUUACAGAUGUUUAUGCCAUUUGGAAAUGUUGUGUCUGCCAAAGUUUUUAUUGAUAAGCAAACAAACCUCAGCAAAUGUUUUGGUUUUGUGAGUUAUGACAAUCCUGUGUCUGCUCAGGCUGCCAUCCAGUCCAUGAAUGGCUUUCAAAUUGGAAUGAAACGCCUGAAAGUUCAGCUUAAACGCUCCAAGAACGAUAGCAAACCAUACUGAAAUGUGUACUGCCCUGGGAAGUGAGCGAGAAGGAUGUUCUGGUAAGUGUGGGAAGGCUAUUCCAAAACGAGGAUGUGUAUCAGGAGAGAAGCACACUUAGUGAGAACAGACGAUGCUUGCUCUCACUGCCCUGAGACAUCUUCAUGUGCUAACAGCCAGAAGCCUCCUAUUUCCCUCCUAAAGACUCUGGGUACAACUUUUUAUUGUGGAUUUUGCUUCAUAUGAAGAACUGCUUGUACUACUUGUUCCAAGUGUUUUAUUUUGGAGUUUAGGUGCCAUAUCAGUGAUUUUUUUUUUUUUUCCUUCGGACUUUGCUGUGUAUGUACAAUGUGUAUAUAUAUAAAAAAUGCCAGCACCCUUGAAAAAGGAGAUUGCAAUUAGCCAGUGUUCUGACCCUGGCUAGGUGUAGGCCUUGCCUUUUCUCUGCACAUCAAAGUGACAAUCCAGUUCAGUAUCUCGUUUGGGAGUAUUAUUGCCAGUAUUCCUAGGCAUUGGAAUUCUGUGGCCUUUUUCUGCUCUCUAUAUAUUGGUGCAGAUUUCUUGACUAGUUAUCCUAGCCUUACUUAUAAAGAAGUUUGUGUAAUCCAUUAUGCACCUUAAAAUUACUCGUUACUAAGGAUCAGGUCAGAGUUCUUGUUCCACUGUAUCACAAAUUUUAGAUGUGACCUCAUUUUCUAAAUCCCAUUUUCAAGAGAUCCUUAAUCUCUUACACAAUGGGAAUUUUAUUUUAACCCUUAAUAUAUUGAAAUCUACAUGGUAGUGCAGUUAAAAAAAGAAAAAAGUGUCAAGGGUCGUUCUGUUUUUAACUGGCAUCAAGUGUUGCGUAUUAGGAGUAUCUCAUGUGCCUGUGAGUAAGUAUACUCCUGUGCAUAGGUACAUACACGUAUUGUGAACUGCUAAAACUUGAAUGAAAUGUGUUUUCAAAGUUUAAUUUGGUAUAAUGUGAAAGUAUUGAGGCUCCCAGGCUCCUGAUUUAAACUUUUAUAUAAGCGUAAAAAAAAAAAAAAUCAUCAAACUGAAAAAAAAAUUGAAGGAAUAAAGCCUGUAAGAUUCAUCAUUUCUAUUUUUAUAGAGGUUUUAUACAGCUCUGGCUACUGAGCAAUAUUUAUUCCCUAAAUUAUUUCACUGGAAAGAGGUUUUGUAGAAUUCGAAUGAUCGUGAUUUUUAUUUAAAAAAUUUGUUUUUAUAUAUACCGAAAACACCUACAUAUUAAUAAAGCAUCUUAUGAUGUGUGGGGAUGGGUGGGGGGUAGCUUGCAUUUAAUAUUGUGAAGCUGGUUCCUUCUGAUUUAAUUGUAACUGAAUUUUGUGUACCCAACAAUAGAAUGACAAUCCUGUUUUUAGAUGAAGUGGAUUAGUUUAUACAGUUGUUACAUUUCUAGCCCGUUAUCUUUUUUAUGAAGUUAUUUACGGUACUCUGAUAUAGUGUUGUAUUUACUUUGUACAACAGUGUUAUAAAUAAAAACCAGGCUCGGUUUUUAUUCCAUUUAA